ACAAAGCAAAAUAAUAAAUUAAUACAAAAUUAUGAAGUAAAUAAAACUGUAAGUUAUGAAAUUCAUAAAAAUAUGGUAGCUAUAUUCUUCUAAAUAGGAUCAGAGUGAACGGUGCUCUCGAGAUCCAAAAUGAAUCCAUUAAAUUUACUGCAGGAUGUAUUCGACACUAUACAAGAGUACAGAUGGCUCAUAGAGAUAGCAACCGACUGCUAUCCCAUCACAGCGAUGUCGAAGAUUCACACAGCAUGAAUCUACAAUGCUAUCUGACUUCAAUCUGUUCAACCUCAAGAAAGCUAUAAACUACGCGAGAUUUUUCGAUGUAGAGACCUCAUCUACGCCAUCUUGGUUACAAACGUCAAAAAGCGCGCCAGAAAUGUCAACCAACCAAAAUUCUACAUCAUCUGUGGCCGGCCAUUCCAGCCUGGCAACGUCCUCGCUUACAACAGAUGAUACUUUGAGUAUGAUAACAACUCCGUGGACUACAGAGUCGUGGGAGUCGCAGUACGUAUCGCCACCAACAAACGCUUACAUAUCUUGGUCGAGCACGGAUAGAAUGUUUAUUUUAUCAUCCUUAUCUUUCGACCCGCAAUCAUCGUCGUCGUCUAGUCCUCCAAGCUUGGAUAUACGAAGUGACAGCAGAUUGACUAUGACACUGUAUAAUAACAGCUCUAUGGAUCGUGGGAGUCCAGUGCUCAAGCCCGUGGAGGUGAUGUCUUCUACAACAUCAUCUACAUUUAGUUCAUGGACGAUAGAAUCAUUUACGAGUGACGGUAGAUUAUUAUCAGACUGCAAUUCAAAGUUAAUAAAGGCGUAUUGUCAGUGGAGCGACAGCUCAUACUCUUUAUACAGUGAAACUGAUAUUUAUCCCAGCACUUUGAACUCGAGAAGUUUCAUUUUAUCGUCUCCCAGUAUCCAUACAGAAAGCUUUGAUUUAUCAUCCGUAGAACUUCAAAAUGAUAUCUUGGUUAAAUAGAU
Colias croceus (clouded yellow) is the source of this 975-nucleotide messenger RNA. Its product is annotated as mucin-5AC-like. NCBI's taxonomy places the organism in Eukaryota, Metazoa, Arthropoda, Insecta, Lepidoptera, Pieridae. The record is from RefSeq and is a predicted model, not a curated record. The coding region runs from base 257 to 973 and encodes 238 amino acids. The transcript has a single exon.